Messenger RNA from Stylonychia lemnae, 1344 nucleotides. The record is from the annotation of a GenBank genome assembly. Lineage: Eukaryota; Ciliophora; Spirotrichea; Sporadotrichida; Oxytrichidae.
AUGACUUCUUUCAUUGAAAAUUCCUGCGAAGGACAGAUAUAGCGCAAUAGGGUAACUCAUAGAGGAGGAAAUCACUCUUAAAAUGCUAAAAAUGAAAGCUAUGUUAACAGAGUUACCAAAGCUAGGUUCUUACUCAUCUAUAUGAUAAUGUAUCUAGUUUUUGAAAACUUGAUAUUGAGAGAUCUGCUUUUCAAUGUCAGCAUUACUCAUGCUAAGUACAUGAGAGAGAAUUUUCCAAGUCCCACCUUUGAUUUUAUCUGCUAAGCUUUUAGUGAAUUGGGAGACAAGUAUGGAAUUGGUGUUGUAGUCCUUAUCAAUUAUCAAGUUCUUGAUUUACCGAGAAGCUUUACAGUAUCACUAGUGAUAGCAGUAAGUCAAGGUUUAAUAUGCAUGCUUAAGAGUUUUAAUAACGAACCAAGGCCAUUUUUUGUGCAUGAUUUAUAACCAUAUAAGUGCAGACUGGAGCAUGGUGAUCCCUCCGGCCAUGCAUUUAUUGUUACUGCUCUUUAUGCUACAUUAGUUGAUAUGAGUUUGAAAGAAUAUUAAAUAUUGAGAAAGCACUCCAAAACUAUAUGGUCUAUUUAUACUUUCUUGAUACUGUUUAUCGGCUUCGGAAGAAUUUACAAUGGAGUUCACACUUAUAACUAAGUAUUGACUGGCUAUGUUUGGGGAUUUCUAAUAUAUUAUAUUGCUUGCUACUUACUGUAGCCAGAGAUCUAUUAAUUUAUCUACAGUAUAAAGCAUAAAUCACUGCCGUAGCUAAUUUGGAAUCAAUUGACUCAGUCCUAUAUAGUAUUCUACAGUAUUGCUGUAUCCCUCUAUUUCUAUGGUUCAACAAAUCAUCCCACCCCUCAGAUUUGGCUAGAUAACAUCAUGAAGAACUGCGAAAACGUAGACCUUCACGUGGACCCUGAACUCUAAAACUUUGAAAAAUUCAACAUAUCUAUCUUAAUCAUUGGCACCUAUAUUGGAAUCUGUUUAGAGUAACAUUUCUCAGAGACAAACAGAUAUAUCUAGUUCCAUCGAACAUCUUUCAAGAUAACUAUAAUUAGAAUCUUAGUGACUCUCCCAGGAGGCUUCUUAUUUACCAACAUAUUCUAUCUAAUCUCUAAAAACAAUCCCUACUGGGUUAUCUUGAUUUUUAGAACUCUUACUCCUAUGAUAACAGGCAAUGCAUAUGUUUACUUUAUUAGUAAAUACCUAGCGGUUAAACUUGAAUUGGCAAAUUUGGAUACAUCAAUGAGGCUAGAUGAAUAUUUCAAACUAGAUGGAAAUACAGAUUCUGGGAAUCCUGCUUAGGGAAACCGAAGUAGGAAAUUUUUGAAAAAUUAAAAAUCACUUUGA